Molecule: messenger RNA, 1665 nt
Organism: Micropterus salmoides (largemouth bass)
Lineage: Eukaryota; Metazoa; Chordata; Actinopteri; Centrarchiformes; Centrarchidae
Product: 5-hydroxytryptamine receptor 3A-like
Exons: 8
Coding region: 1-1254 (417 amino acids)
Biological process (GO): chemical synaptic transmission; signal transduction; nervous system process
Cellular component (GO): membrane; synapse; neuron projection
Molecular function (GO): extracellular ligand-gated monoatomic ion channel activity; transmembrane signaling receptor activity; neurotransmitter receptor activity
Source: RefSeq, a predicted model, not a curated record
AUGUAUCUUGAUAUUCUUCCAGUAAAUAGUGAUUCCUCUGAGGGUAAAUGUGGUUAUCAGGAUGUUUUGAACUACCUCAACCUGACCAAAAAUAAUGAUCUGUACACCAUGGCCCGCCCUGUUAUAAACUACACAACGACUACAAAUGUAUACCUCCAAAUGCUGGUCCAUAGCAUCCUAGAUGUGAAGGAGACUGACCAGACUUUUGUUCCUUACAUUUGGAUUUAUAUGGCGUGGCAAAAUGAACACAUUUACUGGAAACCAGAGGACUUUUGUGGGCUUAGUAGUAUGUCAGUUCCUAUUGAUAGAUUGUGGAGGCCUGAUAUAACUAUUGAAGAGAUGACAGAAAUGGAUAAAGCUCCCCCAAGUCCUUAUAUCAGAAUAUUUUGGAACGGUUGGGUUGUACGUCUGAAUGAUAUGGUUCUGGUCAGCACAUGCAAGAUGCAAGUUUACAAAUUCCCUUUCGACAUUCAGAGCUGCAACAUAUCUUUCAAAUCUGCCAUACACCACGUUUCACAGAUCUCCAUGAAGAGACGGUCCCUCCUCUACGUUGUCAAUUUCUUGUUGCCUGUCCUGUUCUUCUUGUGUCUGGACUUGUCCUCCUUCCUGAUCUCAGACAGAGGGGGCGAAAAGCUCAGCUUCAAGGUCACUGUGCUGCUUGCUGUCACUGUGUUACAACUUAUUCUGAAUGAAAUUCUGCCUUCCUCAUCAAACAGGAUUCCACUUAUAGCAACCUACUGUAUUGGGAGUUUUGCAUUGAUGAUGCUCAGCCUCCUGGAGACGAUUUUGGUGAUGCAUCUGAUGGAGAAAGACUCUGCAUCCCAAGACGAGGCAAACAAAGACCAAAGCCUGAGUGAGGACUGUGGGGACAAACGAGGCAAAGUCACCUUCCACAAUUGUUGUAGAGGUGAGAUUAAGAAAUGGACUCACUGUGUGUCUGUCUGUGAUGUGUCUACUGGUGAAACUCCAUCUGGACUGCUGUCAGUGGCCAAAGAGGUUAGAAUUAUUAAUAUGGGCAGCAGCAGCAAACUAAUGGAGGACUUCCAUGCCUUGGAGAAGCUCUCAGAUGACCUUAGGCAGGUGGAGAAAACGCUGACUGUGCUUCUCAACAGCAGGAAGGAAGAAGGGAAACCUGGCUACUGGACCAGAGUGGCUAAAAUAAUCAACAAAGUCUUUUUCUUUGUCUAUGUCACAGUGGCCAGUCUGUUUUUAGUUUGUAUCUUUUUAAAAUGGAUCUAUGCAGCAGACGAGUAGUGCUAAAGUUUAAAAACAUGAUUAAGUGUAAGCAGAGGUGGGUAUAAGUUAGAUUUACACCGUUACAUGUACCCAAGUAACUUUUUUGAGUAAAUUGUUGUUGUCAGAGUAGUUUUAAUGUAUCAUACUUAUACUCUUAAUUUUUUAUCCUUACUACAUGCAUCCACUUGUGCACGUGCAGCUAGCGCUGUCUCAUCCCAGGGCAUCCAAUACCAAUACUUUGUCAGACUUUCUCAAAGCAUCGGUAUUUGACGCCCUGUGCUGACUCUGAGCUGACAGAGAUCAGUGUCUGUUGUGUUAAUGCUAAUAUGUUUAUUAAUAAAUAGCUACACACAGUUUAAAAACUCUUAAAAACUCUUCCUGCUUUCUGCCUUAAUGUAAAUAUUCAAGCUAACAGUUUACAAGCAGUCU